AUGGCGACGACUUUGCAGCUAAUUAUGCUGGCGCUAGUGGGAGGAGCCUUCGGUCAGGCCAAUAACACGGACUACAAGCUACUCCUGAGCUCCAUUGUACAACAGCUCGAGGGCGGCCUGGAACUGCAUCUAAGGAGCCCCGAGGACGGAGACCUCGAUCUUGUCCAGUUUUUGAUGGUGCAAGAAAAGAGCUCCAUAAAAAUAAGUGUGAAGAAAGAGGAAGCACCGACAGGAGCAGAAGUAUUAAGACAUAAUUUUUUCGUUUUUGAAGACGCACAUCAAAUGCAGGAAAUCCUGACCAGGUUGGUCAACACGGAUGGCUUCUAUAUAUUGGCUCUAGAGAAUAACACAAUUGAGGAUGAUGUAAUCUUGAGGGAUUUUGCGGCCGAUGUGUGGCUUCAGCACGGACACAGUAGGAUUUACUACGUUCAAAUAAGCCAGCAAAGUGUGCUCCUCUAUAAUCCCUUCAAGCAGAGUGUAGUAGUGGUUCAAGAUGCCAAAACCUAUAGAAGGAUCUACAAGGAUCUGGAGGGUUACCAUUUGAGGAUAUACAUCUUCGACUCAGUUUAUUCCAGUGCGACUGGAGAUGGCGAAAACAAAAAGGUUCUAAGUGUGUCAGGAGCGGAUGCUAACUUGGCCAAAACAGUGGCAAGGCAACUGAACUUUACGGCUGAGUAUCUGUGGCCGGAUGAUGAAUUUUUUGGAGGUCGCCUGCCAAAUGGCGAGUAUAGUGGCGGCGUGGGUCGCGCUCACCGCGGCGAGGUGGACAUCAUCUUUGCCGGUUUCUUCAUCAAGGACUACCUUACUACGCACAUACAGUUCAGUGCGGCCGUCUACAUGGACGACCUCUGCCUGUACGUGAAAAAAGCACAGAGAAUUCCGCAAUCCAUUUUGCCCCUCUUCGCGGUUCAUGCGGACGUGUGGUUAUGCUUCCUGCUAGUGGGCCUGCUAGGAACCCUCGUCUGGCUCAUCCUGAGAGCCUUAAAUCUAAUUCUACGCAUUGAACGCAUACCGGAUGGUGCACGGAUCACGAAGACCAGUUACUUCGGAGCCGCCCGACGCAUUUUCAUCGACACUUGGGUCGUUUGGGUGCGGGUGAAUGUGGGUCGCUUUCCGCCCUUUCACUCGGAGCGCAUCUUUGUGGCUUCUCUGUGUCUGGUGAGCGUGAUUUUUGGAGCCUUGCUCGAGUCCAGCUUGGCCACAGUUUACAUAAGACCUCUUUACUACCGGGAUGCUAAUACUUUGAGGGAAUUGGAUGAAUCCGGCCAGCCCAUUUAUAUAAAACACCCUGCCUUUAAGGAUGAUCUCUUCUAUGGCCACGACUCAGCGGUCUAUCGCCGAUUGGAUGCCAAGAUGAUGCUGGUGGCCGAGGGCGAGGAGCGACUCAUUGAGAUGGUGUCCAAGAGAGGCGGAUUCGCGGGCGUCACCCGGUCCGCUAGCUUGCAGCUGAACGAUAUACGAUACGUGAUGACUAAGAAAGUGCACAAAAUCCCCGAGUGCCCCAAAAACUACCACAUUGCCUAUGUCCUGCCGCGUCCCUCGCCUUAUCUGGAGGAGGUGAACCGGAUCGUACUGCGCCUCGUGGCCGGGGGCAUCGUUAAUUUGUGGACAGGGGAGGCCAAGGAGCGUGCCAAAUGGAGCAUCCAACGGUUCCCCGAAUACUUGGCCCAACUAGACGUCGGGCGGUGGAAGGUGCUCACCUUGUCCGACGUCCAGCUAGCCUUUUACGCCCUCUUUAUUGGAUGUCUACUUGCAGCUAUUGUGUGCAUGGCGGAGGUUUUGUUGCGGCGCAAACGAGCAACAGUAAACAAGAUUUAA
This is a messenger RNA of Drosophila erecta, 1818 nucleotides long. RefSeq lists its product as uncharacterized. Lineage: Eukaryota; Metazoa; Arthropoda; Insecta; Diptera; Drosophilidae. The record is from RefSeq and is a predicted model, not a curated record. Bases 1 to 1818 code for a protein of 605 amino acids. The transcript has a single exon.